UAUGUGGCCAUCUCCAAGCCCCUCCUUUAUGCCCAGGCCAUGUCCAUAAAGUUAUGUACAUUUCUGGUAGCAGCCUCCUAUCUCGGUGGCUUUAUUAACAGUUCCAUCAUUACCAAAAAAACGUUUUCCUUCAACUUCUGUAGUGGCAAUGUCAUUGAUGAUUUUUUCUGUGACUUGCUUCCCCUAGUGAAGUUGGCUUGUGGCAGGAAGGAUGACUACCACGCAUUAAUGUACUUCCUGCUGGCCUCCAACGUCAUCACCCCCACUGUGUUCAUCCUGGCCUCCUAUAUGUUCAUCAUUGCCGCCAUCUUGAAAAUCCGCUCCACCCAGAGCCGGCUCAAAGCCUUCUCCACAUGCUCCUCCCAUCUGGUCUCCGUCACCUUAUACUAUGGCUCCAUCCUUUUCAUCUACAUGCGCCCCGGGUCUAACUACGCUAUGGGAACAGACAAAAUAGUCUCUACAUUUUACACCGUCGUCUUCCCUAUGUUGAAUCCCAUGAUCUAUAGCCUGAGGAAUAAGGAUGUGAAAGACGCUUUGAAGAAAAUGUUGAAAUAA
This is a messenger RNA of Condylura cristata (star-nosed mole), 555 nucleotides long. RefSeq names its product olfactory receptor 9G9-like. Gene Ontology annotation, biological process: G protein-coupled receptor signaling pathway; sensory perception of smell. The annotation marks the transcript as partial. The record is from RefSeq and is a predicted model, not a curated record. NCBI's taxonomy places the organism in Eukaryota, Metazoa, Chordata, Mammalia, Eulipotyphla, Talpidae. Gene Ontology annotation, cellular component: membrane. The transcript has a single exon. Gene Ontology annotation, molecular function: olfactory receptor activity; odorant binding.